AUGGGGGACGUCCCCGCGCUCUUUGUGCUGGGCCUCACAUGCCCCGUGCGCUAUCUCGUGGUGAAUGGCCCCUACAGUGCCCACGAUACAAGCAAACUGGCGGACAUCCUGCGCGACACGACACCGACCCACCUCAAUAUGUCGAGCAACCUGCAUCAUGGCGACGACUUCCUUACGCAUUUGUUCCCUCCCGAAGUCGCCCCGCAGUUGACACACCUGGUGCUCCUGCUCAAGUAUCGCAAUGAUCAAUGGAGAAACGAACAGAGCAUAGACAUCGUUAAAAAUAUGCAGUGGAACGCGGUCCUCGGCAAGAUAAUAGACUCCAUUCGCGCUCUUCGCCUCACCCACUUCCGUCUCUUCGUCCACUACGACAUCGACCUGGAAGAGAACGUGUACUACGGGCCUUACUCUAAGGAUCUCGUGCUUAGCAUCGCAGAACUGGACCACGCCCACGUCGCCGCGCAGCUCAUGGACGCCGUACCCUCGCUGGAGCACGUCGUCGUGAGUUCGGGCGGCCAGUUUGAAGCGUUUCCCGAUGAGAGGCACUCGAAGCGCGGCCGCUGGUUUGCACACUCCGCAUGGAAGCGCGUGUCCGGCGGACCUCCCGAGAAGCUCGACGAGGACGUGAUGGAGCGCAUGCUGCGCGAGCAGGACCUAGGGCUUUCCCACCGGGAUGAGUUCCAGUUGGGAAUCCAGGACACCUGGGCCGCCGAGGAGACAACGCCAUGGCCCCUCCCGGACUAG
This is a messenger RNA of Trametes versicolor FP-101664 SS1, 744 nucleotides long. RefSeq lists its product as uncharacterized. Lineage: Eukaryota; Fungi; Basidiomycota; Agaricomycetes; Polyporales; Polyporaceae. Bases 1 to 744 code for a protein of 247 amino acids. The transcript is spliced from 3 exons. The record is from RefSeq and is a predicted model, not a curated record.